AUGGUGCGCCCUUGGCCGGGGCCACUGGAGCCGCCCCGGGAGCUGGGCGUCGGGGACGACGCGGCUCGCGGGCCGGAGCGGACAAGCGGGGUGGGGCGCCUCGGGGAGACGCGCGCCCCGGCGGAAGCUCGGUCAAGUUCAGGGGAGGAGGCAGCCGACGCGCUCGACAGCGGAGACUCCGGAGCGCUGCAGGAAGCGAGGGGCGGCGGCGGCCGCGCCCAGGCGGACUCUGCGGCGGCGGGGGCGGGAUGCGGUGAAGGCCGGCCAGGGGCCCCGGAGGAGAUGAGCGCCUCGGCGGCCACCGGAGUCUUCGUGCUGUCCCUCUCCGCUAUCCCCGCCACUUACGUCUUCAACCACCUGGCAGCUCAUCGCAAUUCCUGGACAAUUGUAGCUGCUGGAGUACUGGUUCUACUCUUUGUAGCUUUGUUGGCUCGGGCCCUUGUGAAGAGAAAACCACCUCGAGAUCCUCUGUUUUAUGUUUAUGCAGUGUUUGCUUUUACCAGUGUAGUGAACCUUAUUAUAGGACUUGAACAAGAUGGUAUAAUUGAUGGAUUCAUGACAUAUUACUUGAAAGAGGGUGAACCAUAUCUGAACACUGCCUAUGGGCAUGUGAUCUGUUAUUGGGAUGGUUCUGCUCAUUAUAUGAUGUAUCUUGUUAUGGUGGCAGCAAUAGCAUGGGAGGAAAAUUACAGAUCGAUUGGCUUGUACUGGGUGGGCUCUAUUACCAUGAGCGUCGUUGUCUUUCUUCCUGGAAACGUUGUAGGAAAGUAUGGAACAAGAAUUUGUCCUGCCAUUUUCUUAAGCCUGCCAUACAUUUGUCUUCCCAUAUGGGCUGGUUUCAGGAUCUAUAGCCAGCCAGUAGAAACAUACAGCUACCCUUCAAAGGUUGUUCAAGAAGCCCAGAAGAAGGGAUUGUUAAGAAGACCAUUUGAUUUGAUCUUUGUUACGUAUCUCAUCUUAGCAACAGGAUUUUGCAUAUUUAGAGGUUUGAUUGCUUUGGAUUGCCCUGCUGAGCUCUGCCGACUAUACAUACAGUUUCAAGAACCCUACAUAAGAGAUCCUGCUGCUUAUCCCAAACUUCAGAUGCUGGCAUAUAUGUUUUAUUCGGUUCCAUUCUUUGUGAUUGCACUCUAUGGCCUUAUGGUUCCUGGAUGUUCUUGGAUGCCUGACAUAACACUCAUUCAUGCUGGAGGACUAGCUCAGGCUCAGUUUUCCCACAUUGGUGCUUCUCUUCAUGCCAGAACUCCUUUUGUCUACAGAGUCCCUGAGGAGGCUAAAAUGUUUUUCCUAGUAUUAAACAUAGUUUAUGGAAUUCUUCCUCAGUUGCUGGCCUAUCGAUGUGUCUACAAACCAGAGUUUUUCAUGAAAACAAACACAGAUGAGAAAGAGGAGUAAAAAUCACUUCACAUUUUUUUUUAUAUAUCUAGGUUAUUGGCUUUUGCUAUAACUGGAAUACUGAUCUAAGCUCUCCCUCAAAGUGUAUUAUUAGAAUACACACAAUUUUAUUGCCAUACACUGUAUGUAUAAAUUGUACUAUAACAUUUGCAGAUAAAUUUGUUCAUUUUUGAAAAGGGAAUACUAAUUUGACUAGGAAAAAUGUUUAAACUGAGUGAUUUAAAAAUGUUUUCUAAAUAAUUUGUGAAUAAACUUUUGGUAUUUCCUACUACUCAGUGAUUAUAUUAUUUCAUUAUUUUAUUUGCACAAAUGUAAUUAUUGAAACAUCAACAGUUAAUAGUAUUAUGAAAUUGAACCUAUGCUGAACUGCUUUGAAGCACAGAAAUAAACCUACAUGGGAACAAAAGUGAUCUGUAUACAUUUAUCACUGAAGAAAGAGUUUCCUCAUAACAAACAUAUAUUUGAGGGGGAGAAAACUAACAAUCAGGCUUGUAUUUUCUAAUACCAAUCUCAAUGUGAAAUGCAAACCAUUUCCUUUUAGAAAAUGCUGUUUUAAACAGUGUUUUCUCAAUUAUAAAGAUACUACUCUUUACAAUGCUUUUGUUAAUGUUUUUGUUUGGAAAAAUCACCCCCAGAAGAAGGACCUGCUAAAUUUCUUCCCUUU
Messenger RNA from Vombatus ursinus (common wombat), 2059 nucleotides. It is a transcript of the gene TM6SF1, whose product is annotated as transmembrane 6 superfamily member 1. The transcript is spliced from 10 exons. Gene Ontology annotation, cellular component: lysosomal membrane. The record is from RefSeq and is a predicted model, not a curated record. Bases 1 to 1395 code for a protein of 464 amino acids. Lineage: Eukaryota; Metazoa; Chordata; Mammalia; Diprotodontia; Vombatidae.